UCGACAAAGAAAUCACCAAAUUAUAAAAAAAAAACAAAAGUAACCAAAAUGAUGAAAUUAUUUUGCCUUAUUUUGUUCGUUGCAAUCUCCUCAAGUGUUGCAAACAAGCCCUACUCUGAAUCGAUCACGACUCAACGUGAAUUGAUUCGUGGCGCAAAACGGAUAUGCUUGACAAAGUACAGUCUAUCUUCGACAAUACCAUUGCCAAAAGACGUUCUUAAGACGGACCCAAAAACCGCAUGCUCUUUUCAUUGCAGUAUUCUUGAGCUUGGCAUCAUCAAUGACAAUGGAAUUAAUGAGGCGAAUUUGAUGGCUGAAAACGUAGCGAUCGAUCAUGAUCAAACUCGUCGAUUGAUUGAAAUGUAUAAUGAUCUCUGUUCCAAGGACCACUUAUUGCCGUACAAUUUCUUUGGAGCCAGAAGAGAGUUUUCAAAGUUGCCAGAAGAAAUUCUCCUGGAAUUGGGGUAUUUAUACCAAAUUUGGUCAAAAAUAUCCGUAAGCAAAUAACCAAAUUGAGACUUUUUUUUAUACAAGUAUUAAAAAACUCAACUUCAUAUAAAAAAAUUAUUAUCAUUAGUAACAUUGACUUAUGACAGAUUUUCAAUAUUGAUAAGCUCAAAUGCAAAUUUCGAUGUUUUUUCAUUUUUUAAAAAUAAAUAUAUAAUCAAAUUCUUCAAAAUGUC
Contarinia nasturtii (swede midge) is the source of this 683-nucleotide messenger RNA. RefSeq lists its product as uncharacterized. The record is from RefSeq and is a predicted model, not a curated record. Gene Ontology annotation, molecular function: odorant binding. The coding region runs from base 49 to 507 and encodes 152 amino acids. The transcript has 4 exons. NCBI's taxonomy places the organism in Eukaryota, Metazoa, Arthropoda, Insecta, Diptera, Cecidomyiidae.